AUGCCUGCUCGCUCGAGCACCGUCAUGAAGCUCGCCUCAGGCUCCUUGCGCCAGCAGUCUUCUCCAGCUGUGCGAGCAUACUCGAAGUCUACAGGAUCAAAAGUCACCACGGCUCGCAUCGCCGCGCGUGAAAGUGCUUCUCAUCGUGCUGCUCGCAAUGGUGCUCGAUACACCACAGCAGCCGCGGCUGUCGCUGCCGUAGCGCUCACCACCUGGUACUCCGCCUCUUCACCAGUCCACAAUGACGCAUCCGCACAAUCUGUAGCCACCAACGACGACAUCACACCGACCACCAUGUCGCAACAAGAUCAGAUGCGUCAACGUGCACAGCUGCAGGGUGUAUACGCAUGGGGCUCCAAUAGAUACAACGUCGUCGCGCCAGACGCACCGCAGGUCACCCUCAUCCGUUCGCCAAGGUCCAUUCCCUUUUUUGACGGUGUUGCGCUACGAGACAUCACUCUUCAAGAAAAGCACGGCGUCGCCGUCGAUGCCAACGGUGACGUCUAUCAGUGGGGCCUGGGCUUCUUUGACCCUUCCGUGCGCGAGAUGACUGCGGUCGAGGACGUUCCUCUUGGACGCCGUCGCGAGAAGUCGGGCGCCAAUCUCAGCGCUCCCCUCGGUAGCACCGCAAGCCUUGUCCUCAACCCCGUCAAAACUCUCACCGGCAAAAACAUCAUCAAGGUCGAAGCCACAGAAGAGAAGAUCUUUGCGCUUUCGAAAGACGGUCACGUUUACGUCUUUUCGUCAGUACAGCAGCUUCAGGCAAAGCCAAAAUACCCCGGUUGGUCGCCUAAUCCUCUCAAGCUGUUCAAUGCCUUUGCGAGCGCCACAAUCGAUCACGAAGUGUUGCACCCAGCCCCUUCUGCUCACUGGGGUAGCACGGAAAAAGUGCACGACAUCAUCGCAGGAAACCACCACUUGCUGACCAUCUCCAACAAAGGCCGCACAUUUGCGACACCCAUCGGCGAAGAGGGCAACGCCUUCGGGCAGCUCGGCACCCGCCGAGUAUGGCUCAACUCGCCCAAGACUCCAGACAGCAAGCCUGGCCACAUCGAGACACUGCUCGAGCCGCGCGUCUUUGCCGAGCUCGAGGAGAACCACGGUGGACGACCUGUCGCCACGCUGGUUCCUUCCGGCUGGCUGCCAGCUCCCUCGUCCGAGACCAACCGAACCUCCAAACCCAAAGCCAGCUCGGAACCCGCGUUCGAGACCAGCACCGACCCAGCGCCGCCUCCCAAGCCACUCACCGAACCUUCUGGCAGCAUUCGAUGGUGCACCACCUUGCACGAGAUCCCCGCUCUCCGCAACAUCCACGUCGUCCAGGUCGCCGCCGGUAACGAGCACUCGUUGGCUCGCACUCACGACGGACGCGUGCUUGCAUGGGGUCGUCACACGCACGGCCAAUGCGGAUUGGGUCCCAGUUUCAGCAUGGAGUGCGUACCCGUCCCCACCGAGGUGGUGCUCAGUCGAUCCUUCCCCAACAGCUCGGUGGACGUACGCGCCACAUCGAUUGCUGCUGGCGCCGAUAAUUCCUUCUUCAUGACGACGCGUCGCGAACCUAGUGCAUUGGGCAAUGGGCUCAAGAUCGAUCUGCUUUCUUCGGGUAAAGGUCAGUGGGGUACGAUCGGCAACGCCAUGUGGAGUCAAGUGGUGUCGCAGCCUUCGCGCGUCAAGACAGUCUCGGGUUUGAUGGAAUUCUCAGAGGCGACGGGGCAGACGCAUCCGGUUCCAAUCCACAGCAUCAGCAUUGGCAAGCCGGGACACGCUGCGCUGGUACUCGACACGGUCGAAACCGCCGGCCACCUCGCAUUUGGCCGAGACGUCAUGGUGUGGGGCGCCAACGCUGGCUUCCAGCUCGGUCUGAGUAAGCGAUCCAACUUGGCAGUACCGCAACAUCUCAAGCCACUACCUCCUCUGACGACGACUGCAGGCGGCAGCAUCCUGUCGGAGCAAGACGGAAUCGUCGUGAGCGCGGCAAAGACGGCAGCAGUGGCAGCAGCUACCAUGCCGACUGUGGAUCCGAAGCUUCGAGAAGCGGACAUCAACUCGGGCGCGCUCACCCACAUGCCGCACAAUCGACUUCAGCUCGCAUCCAAGACGAAAACGGAUACACACUUGCCGCCAAACGUUUCUUCGAAGGAUCAGCUCGCGGCACCCGGUUCAGAAGCAGCGGCAACGCCGCAAGGCAAAGUCAAGAAGGGUUUGACCAUGGAAGAGAGCAUCAAGGCUGGUACUGUAUCGACUGUAGUAUAUUGGAAGAUCCUCGACUGA
Molecule: messenger RNA, 2271 nt
Organism: Pseudozyma hubeiensis SY62
Lineage: Eukaryota; Fungi; Basidiomycota; Ustilaginomycetes; Ustilaginales; Ustilaginaceae
Product: potential mitochondrial protein
Exons: 1
Coding region: 1-2271 (756 amino acids)
Biological process (GO): mitochondrial respiratory chain complex III assembly
Cellular component (GO): mitochondrial inner membrane
Source: RefSeq, a predicted model, not a curated record